AUGACCAUGAUAGAGGAAGAGGAUGAGGCAAAUCAUUCAAAGCCCAUAAUGAAGAUGAGGAAAGAACUUUUUACAAAUCCAAGGUAAAGUGUUUUAAUUGUCAAAAGAUGAGUCAUUUUACUUCCGAGUGUCGCAAUAGGAAGAAACAAAAGGAGAAGGAUGAGAAGGCAAAUCUUGCCGACAUCAUGAAAAAGAGUGAAUUAGUAUUGCUCACAACACUUUUUGAGGAACUAAAAACAAUUCUUCUCGAAGGCCUAAAUGGAGAUGUCUCUGCUAGUGACUUGUGGUAUCUUGAUAUGAGUGUCAACAAUCACAUGACUGGAAAAAAGGACCUCUUUUAUCAUUUUGAUGAUUGUAGAACAUGGAGAGUAAAAUUUAGUGAUGGUUCAAGUGUUGACAUGUGCGGCGAAAGGUCAAUUGUGAAAAAAUGUGUCAAUGGAGAGAACUUGGAAUUAAGGAAUGUCUUGUAUACACCUAAGCUGCAUGUAAAUAUCUUGAGUCUUGGCCUACUCGAUGAGGAUUGUUGCAACAUGAAUUUAGAAAAUAGAAUUUUGAUAAUUCAUGAUUCUAAUGGGAAACGUUUAACCAAAGUGUGCAAAUCUCAUGGCAGGCUAUAUCAACUAAGUUGAAUAUAGGGAAAACCUAUUGACGGAGGAAGAAGAUGAAAUGGUUUGACUAUGGCAUCGAUGUUUUAAGUAUUUAAAUUUCAAGUCAUUAAUGUCUAUGACCAAUCAGGUGAUUGGAAUGCCAUCUCUUGAAAAACUUAAAAAGAUCUAUAGGAGUUGUGUUGUUGAAAAACAGCAAAGAAAGUCCUUUCCCUCCUCAUCAAAUUUCAAAACCAUGAAGCUUGUUGAGAUUGUUUAUGGAGAUAUUUGUGGGCCCAUUACUCUAUCAACCCUUGGAGGGAGUAAGUACUUUUUUCUAAUCAUUGAUGAUUUUUCUAGGCUCAUGUGAGUUGUCAUGUUGAAGAACAAGUCGAAUACUUUUCAAGCCUUUAAGAAGUUUAAGGCAUUGGCUGAAAACAAAUAGGAGAUGAAAAUAAAGUGAUUGAGGACAAAUCAUGAGGGUGAAUUUAUUUCAGAAGAUUCAUGAAGUUUUGUGAUAAGCAAGGUAUUAAAAGGCAGUUGAUGACUUCUUAUUCAUCACAACAGAAUGAAGUUGUGGGAAGAAAAAAUAAAAUUAUCAUGUCUAUGGUCAAAAGCAUGAUGAAGGAGAAAAACUUACCAUUGGAGCUAUGCAGAGAAGUACUGAGCACGUGUUUAUAUUUUGAACAAAUCACCCACGAAAAGUUUGCAAGGUGUAAUUCCAUAUGAAAAAUGGACUAGUAAAAUGCCUUGUGUUGACCAUUUGAAGAUAUUUGGUUCUAUUGUUCAUCUUAAAACCACUAGAGAGAGAUUGAAAAAGUUAGAAGGUAGAUGCAGACCUAUGAUUUUCAUUGGCUAUGAGGUUGGCACCAAAGGUUAUAGGUGUCUUGAUCUUCUAAUCAUGAAAGUUCAUAUUAGAAAGGAUGUGGUCUUUGAAGAAGGGAGUAAAUGGGAAUGA
Messenger RNA from Spirodela intermedia, 1542 nucleotides. NCBI's taxonomy places the organism in Eukaryota, Viridiplantae, Streptophyta, Magnoliopsida, Alismatales, Araceae. The record is from the annotation of a GenBank genome assembly.